AUGUCGGAAGAGGUGAUUGUCAUUGCCAAGUUUGAUUACAUGGCCCAGCAAGACCAGGAGCUAGAUAUCAAGAAGAACGAGCGCCUGUGGCUCCUCGACGACUCCAAGUCUUGGUGGAGGGUCCGGAACGCCACUAACAAAACGGGGUUCGUGCCAUCCAAUUAUGUGGAGAGAAAAAACAGCGCCAGGAAGGCUUCCAUUGUCAAGAACCUCAAGGACACGCUGGGAAUUGGGAAGGUAAAGAGCAGGAAGGGGGGCAUGAGGGACACGGCCUCCAACGCCGACGCCGACAUGUACGCAGACAACGGUGAACGGCUGUACGACCUGAAUCUGCCCGCGCUGGUCAAAUUCAGCUACAGCGCAGAGCGUGAGGACGAGCUCUCUUUGGUGAAAGGCACUCGCGUGGUAGUGAUGGAGAAGUGCAGCGACGGUUGGUGGCGCGGCAGCUACAACGGACGCUCCGGCUGGUUCCCAUCCAACUACGUGACGGAGGAUGUGGACGGGACGGCGGGCGGAGUGGGGCCGGGCGGCCUCGGGGACCCGUCGGGAUCGCUCAGGGAGAAGCUGGCGGCCGUGGUCAACAGCACGGCCAACGGGAACAGAGUGCUGCACACGGUGCAGGCGCUCUACCCCUUCAGCUCGGACAACGACGAGGAGCUGAACUUUGAGAAGGGCGAAGUGAUGGAGGUGGUGGAGAAGCCCGAGAACGACCCGGAGUGGUGGAAGUGUCGCAAGGCAGACGGCCAGCUCGGCCUGGUGCCCAAGAACUACGUGACGGUGCUGGACACGGCCUCCCACAAAACCACCGCGGGGCCCGCCGGACCGCCCACACCCGACUGUGAUUACAUCUCGCCGUCUGGCAGCGGACGAUUUGCAGGCAAGGAGUGGUACUACGGGAAGGUGACUCGCCACCAGGCGGAGGUUGCGCUCAACCAGCGAGGGACCGAGGGAGACUUCCUGAUUCGAGACAGCGAAUCAUCGCCAAACGACUUCUCCAUCUCGCUGAAAGCCCAAAGCAAGAACAAGCAUUUCAAGGUGCAGCUGAAGGAGAGCCUCUACUGCAUUGGACAGCGCAAGUUCAACUCCAUGGAGGAGCUUGUGGAACACUACAAAAAGGCGCCCAUCUUCACCAGCGAGCAGGGCGACAAACUCUACUUGGUCAAGGCCCUGUCCGCGUCCUGAUCCCUCCACCCUUUUUCCAGCACCCAAAAACGCAAUAUCAUGUCCACACACACACACACACACACACCACACACACACACACACACACACUUGUAAAUGACACACACAAAAGACACUAUACAGACAAGAACACUCACUAACAUCGAGCCUGAAAAAGACUUUACACCUCAUCAGGUCUUCUCAUGCCUGGUAGAGCAUUCCAAGUGGAGGAUGGGGAAAAAAGGAAGAAUGUUGGGAGUGUUGGGAGACAGAAAAAAGAAAAAAAAAAAAGACUAAAGACUCCUGAGAGCGGACGAUGGACCUCUUGGACACUUAUUUAUGAUGUGAUCCAGAUGUGUUUGCUGGCAGUUGUGUAUUUCCACCUCCAUAGCGUAGUUGCAUUUAGUUUGUCAAAAAUAUAUAUAAUCCUUUUAACAGUUGUUUUAAAAUGAUUUUUUUUUUUUUAAAUAGAGCCCCUCCAAAUUAAGCCUUUUUUUUUCCCCACCCCAGAUCCCGAUCCCGAGUUCUACAUGUGAACCGGAUACCUUUGAUAGUUAAGCGACCAAAAUAUAUUUAUUGAUUCAGUUGGUUGUGGAAAUUAUGUACAUUUUUUGUUUUGUUUUGUUGGGGGGGUGAUUGCAGAAAGAAGGGACCAGGCACCAAGGGUGGGGGAAACUGCGUUUUUAUUCAGCCCCACAUUCAAGUCACAUCAUCAAAUGAACUAUUAGCGGCAAAGCCCAGACACAAGCCACAAAUACUAAUUAAAAUUUUUCGGCUGAUAAUUGUUUUGCAUGUUUUUUCAUGCUUUAAAGAGAAUGUGUUGUGUAUUCCAACCCCCACCCACUCAUCCAGAUUGUCAAAAUUGCAGCUGUCUGUUUUUCUUUGAAAUGAUAGCAGGAGCAGAUGGUUUCGCAUGGUAGUGCCUCUUUAUGAAGGUGUUGCUGAAAAUUGCUUGAAAGUGGCUCUGGAUGUUUGCCCACUCUCAUAGUUGCUAAUUUCAUCGGCGGAGAGUUGAUCAUCAUGUACAUUCGCCCACACGUAUUCAUAAAUGGAUAAAAACACUUGCUUCACACUUAUGCGGGUGGGCAGACUAUUAAAGAGUACAUUUUCUGUUCUCGUUUUUAAUUUGGCCAUGGAUUGGUGUUAUAAAUUGUUUCUCACCGCUGUUCUGAUGAAUGCUAUGCAAAACAUAGCAUCGGGAGCCAUUGUCGUUGGGGCGUGUGAAGAAGAAGGUCAAGAAGACAUCAUGGGACACUUUCUCUCGAGGAAGUGAGCACGGCGGGAAGGCACGAAAGGGGCCUUCAAAACACCCGCCCGCCAUCUCGUGGAGCCGCAGGGGAGUCCAAAACGUAAUCUUAACACGCUUCAAUUAAUACGGCGGCAAGCAAAAGAGGAGGUGAGGUCACUGAAAGUGGCACAUAUGCCGGGUGUACGUUACAAGUGGGAGAUUUCCAUCUCGAGUUGGCCGUUAUUUGUCGUUUUGUCAAAUAGAAAGUCUUGUCGGUGAUCCAGAUUGAGCGCAGCACAUCUGAUUCACUUCGAUGAUGACUUGCCCAUCUGGAGUGUGAGGGGGGGGUGCAAUGAGUGGGGGGGAGGGUGAUCAAGGGCAGUUGAGAACGGGUUCCCAUGUAGUUGGAACAUCUGGAAUUCCGCUCAUCGUACCCGUUUUGGGCGGGAAACGGAGCUGCAAUCUCUCCGUUGUCUAGGUGUGCGUCAUCGAUCAAGAGCCGAGCGAGUUCUCCACUUUUAGACAAAUGACGAUCUGAUCCGACUCGCGUUCCAGGAUGAAAUGUCUUGAAGGUUUUUGUCUGUUAAACGCCUUUUUCUCUCCAAAAGAAAAAACAAGUUCCUCACAGGAUUCGUGUUACAUUGCGUGUUGUCAUUAUUGGUCCUUAUGUCAUGACAUUUCUGAGUCUUGUGAAAUUUCCCCUCUUGCGUCCACGCUGUGAU
This is a messenger RNA of Syngnathoides biaculeatus (alligator pipefish), 3111 nucleotides long. It is a transcript of the gene nck1b, whose product is annotated as NCK adaptor protein 1b. NCBI's taxonomy places the organism in Eukaryota, Metazoa, Chordata, Actinopteri, Syngnathiformes, Syngnathidae. Gene Ontology annotation, biological process: negative regulation of PERK-mediated unfolded protein response; positive regulation of endoplasmic reticulum stress-induced intrinsic apoptotic signaling pathway; positive regulation of translation in response to endoplasmic reticulum stress. Gene Ontology annotation, molecular function: ephrin receptor binding. The coding region runs from base 1 to 1182 and encodes 393 amino acids. The transcript has 3 exons. The record is from RefSeq and is a predicted model, not a curated record.